Podarcis raffonei (Aeolian wall lizard) is the source of this 1861-nucleotide messenger RNA. RefSeq names its product zinc finger protein 239-like. Bases 68 to 1030 code for a protein of 320 amino acids. Gene Ontology annotation, biological process: regulation of cytokine production; negative regulation of transcription by RNA polymerase II; regulation of immune system process. The record is from RefSeq and is a predicted model, not a curated record. NCBI's taxonomy places the organism in Eukaryota, Metazoa, Chordata, Lepidosauria, Squamata, Lacertidae. The transcript has a single exon.
UCAUGCAGGUGACAAUGAGAAUUAUCAGGCGCCAUAUAUAGCGUUGUCAGAAACAACCGCACAUGAUAUGGGGAAAGAAAUGUUUGGAAAUCAAAGAGAAAGGCACAAGGUGAACCAAUCAAAGCCUAGGCAGAAGAAGCAAUCUGCUUCCCAGGGGGCUGAGGUCCAUGAACUCCUGACCCCUCCAGAAGACUGUAAAGAUAAUAAGAAUAUUACGUGUCCAGUGUGUGAGAAAAUAUUCCAGUAUAGAUCACAGUUAAAUACACAUAGCAGAAGUCACACAGGAGAGAAACCGUACAAAUGCACAGAGUGUGGGAAGAGCUUCAGUACAAGCAGUUCCCUUACUGCACAUGGAAGAACCCACACAGGAGAGAAACCAUAUAAAUGCAUGGAGUGCGGAAAGAGCUUCAGCCAAAGAGGAAGUCUUAUUGCUCAUCAAAGAACCCAUACAGGGGAGAAGCCAUAUAAAUGCAUGGAGUGUGGAAAGAGUUUCAGUCAACUUGGACAUCUUAUUUCCCAUCAGAUAAUCCAUAAAGGCGAGAAACACUGUAACUCCGGACAGGUGGACUGUGGAAAGGGCCUCCAUGAUAGCAUAACCUUUACUGAACAUCAGAGAACCCGCACAGGAGAGAAGCAGUAUAAAUGUCUGGAGUGUGGGAAGAGCUUUGAUAUGAGAGGAACCCUUGCCAAACAUCAAAGAAUCCACACAGGGGAGAAACCAUAUAAAUGCAUGGAGUGCGGAAAGAGCUUUCGGGCAAGCUGGACCCUUUGUAUACAUAAGCGAAUCCACACAGGGGAGAAACCAUAUAAAUGCUUGAACUGUGGAAAGAGCUUCCGGGAUGGCGGAACUCUUGCCAAACAUCAAAGAAUCCACAAAGCGGAGGAAAGAUAUAUCUGCACAGACUGUGGAAACGUCUUUCGUGGGAGCGGUAGCCUUACUUUACAUCAAAGAGUCCACACAAGGGAGAAGCAGUGUGCUGGGUGGAACCUUUCCGAACAUCAAAUAAUCCACAUGCGAGAAACCAUGUAAAUUUAUGGAAUGUCAAAAUGCCUUCUAGUAUACAGUUACUGAUUCAUCCUUUUAUGCAUGAAAGCAUUAACCUGAGCCAGAAAAGAGCUCUAGUUAACCGCUCCCAGCAGCCAUUCUUUUUCCCUCUCUCUCUUUCUCUCCGACUUCCUGAAAACCACGUGAAUGAAUCUUUCUACAAGAGUUUUUUACAGUCCCCGUCUUCGCUAACACAAAGACUGCAUGGUUCCUUUUUUGUAACGAAACCAAUUUCUUUUCCUUUCAAACAGCUUGGAACCUUUUCUUCGUUGCUUUUACUGCCAUCGGAUGGAGACUUGUUUGCUGUAACUUCUGAAACUAGCCCAGAUGUUUUCAUGGGGAACAUUUGUUUAAAGGCAAAUGAGGGCAGAUGUAGAAUCUAACCAAAUUUUUAUGCGCUUGUUAAAAAGGUAAAGGUAAAGGGACCCCUGAUCAUUAGGUCCAGUUGUGGCCGACUCUGGGGCUGCGGCGCUCAUCUCGCUUUAUUGGCCAAGGGAGCUGGCGUACAGCUUCCGGGUCAUGUGGGCAGCAUGACUAAGCCGCUUCUGGCGAACCAGAGCAGUGCACUGAAACGCCAUUUACCUUCCCGCCCGAGCAGUACCUAUUUAUCUACUUGCAUUUUGACGUGCUCUCGAACUGCUAGGUUGGCAGGAGCUGGGACAGAGCAACGGGAGCUCACCCUGUCACGGGGAUUCGAACCGCCGACCUUCUGAUCGGCAUGUCCUAGGCUCUGUGGUUUAACCCACAGUGCCACCUGCGUCCAAUCGGCAAUUGUGCUAACUCUGUAUGAGAAAGUAAAGCUUUUUGUUCAAACCU